CCGUUCCGCACUCCCUCGCUGUGGGUGUACGCCCAGCUCCGAGCACCGCGCUAUUCCCGAUCUUUUGUUACGUGUCCAUGCUCGCCCCCAGCCAGCGGCAGAGCCCUGCCCGGCGUGUGCAGACACACACGGGGAGCUGCCGGCCGCGGGGGCAGGCGAGGCCAAGGGCGCGGAGCGAGGCGAGCAGAGCCGAGGGACAGGGCCUGGGGACGGGCCGGGGACAGCCGGGGAGCACUGAGGCACCGGGAGCGGCGUGAGGCGCUGGCCGGGCGGGGAGCUCGCGGUGUGUGGAGGCUGGCUCUGAGUGCAGAUUCUGUGGGAAUUGCCGGUUGGCUCCGGGCAUCAGAGGAAGGAGAGCACUGUAUUAUUUUGGCUGAAGUGCUCAGCUUCAAGACUUCACUUUGUUCCUCACAGCUUGGAGGGAUAUGAAGCCAAUUGGAAAAGUGCUUUGUGCUACAGGGGUUGUAGCUGGGCUCAUAGCUUUCUUCUGGGGAGAUGACUUUAACCCAGAGAGCCUGUCUGGUGCCCGUGUUCUUGUGACUGGAGCCAGUGCUGGGAUUGGAGAGCAAAUAGCAUAUCACUAUGCCAGAUUUGGUGCUGAAAUUGUGUUGACUGCCAGAAGGGAAGCUGUGCUGCAGAAGGUGAUGGAGAAAUGCCUGACACUUGGAGCAAAGAAAGUAUUUUAUAUCCCUGCAGAUAUGUCUUCCCCUUCAGAGCCUGAAAAGGUGGUUCAGUUUGCUGUCCAAAAGCUGGGGGGCCUGGAUUACCUCGUGUUGAACCACAUCGGCACAAACCGUUUCCAGGAGUGGACUGGAGAUGUGGAAUACACCCGCUGGCUCAUGCAGGUGAAUUUUUUGAGUUACGUGGCUCUUGCAACAGCAGCUCUUCCCACCCUGGAGAAGAACAGAGGUGCUCUGGUGGUUGUUUCUUCCCUCACAGGGAGAAUGCCCACUCCCUUCACCACUUCUUAUUCUGCCACCAAGUUUGCACUGGAUGGAUUCUUCGGCUCACUGCGCCAUGAGCUCAUCAUGCAGAGGAGAAAUGUGUCUGUCACACUGUGCAUCCUGGGCCUGAUUGAUACUGCUUCAGCACUGGAGUACACCAGGCAUGUAUUUGUCUGCAGGAACACAUCUCUUCUUGAGAGCAUGCAAAAAAAUGCACAGCAACUCUAAGAGGGUGUGUGCAUCUGUCUGGGGAGAGUGCACCUGCCUGGGCUCAUCACAGGGGUUGUUCAUUAUGGAACAGGAAGCCCUGUGGGGUCAGUGUGCCCGGCUCAAACCCCAGCCUGGCUCUGAGUGAUCCUCUGCCCAUUCCCUUGCAGGGGAAAAGUUCACCUCAGUGCCUCCCCUGCUCCCGAGGCCGCGCUCGCCAUCGUCCGGGGUGGAGCCGCUCGGGCACACGAGAUUUUCUACCCACGGUGGCUGCAGCAGCUCUGCUGCCUCUGGGCUCUGUUCCCCAGCAGCGGGAACCAGGUGCUGCGGACUUUCUAUAACUACAGCAGUCCCUAAGGGAUGCCCAGUCUCAUCCUACAUCCCUUCUAAUCAUGUUCCUGCCAUCCCAUUCAACCACUGGUGUCAAGCAGGAGCAGGGCAGCAGUGGUGGCAAAGUCCCCUUUUCCUAACAUGACCUGUGGUCUCUCAUCUGCUUCAGCCACGGUUCUGCUGCUGCUACCCAUCAGUCAGAGAUCUUUCCCACUGUUCACUCUGCCUUAGCCCUCCUCCUUCAGCCUCACCUGUCUGCUUUGACUGCAGCCAGCCUUUUCCCAGCCCCAGAUUCAACCCCUGUCCAUCUGCACAGGAUGUCCUGGAAUGUCCCUCCUCCUGGAACGUCCUCCUCCACUACUUCAUUUUGGAUUCCAUUCCUCUUGCUUCCUCUAAGUAGAAUUUUAAUCUCCAGUUUAAUAAAACAAGUUUUUAAUGUGUUGGUAUUAUGUGUUGAUGCUUCCUCUGUGAAUAUUG
Messenger RNA from Poecile atricapillus (Black-capped chickadee), 1958 nucleotides. It is a transcript of the gene HSD11B1L, whose product is annotated as hydroxysteroid 11-beta dehydrogenase 1 like. NCBI's taxonomy places the organism in Eukaryota, Metazoa, Chordata, Aves, Passeriformes, Paridae. The coding region runs from base 426 to 1172 and encodes 248 amino acids. The record is from RefSeq and is a predicted model, not a curated record. Gene Ontology annotation, cellular component: intracellular membrane-bounded organelle. The transcript is spliced from 8 exons. Gene Ontology annotation, molecular function: oxidoreductase activity.